This is a messenger RNA of Sceloporus undulatus (fence lizard), 937 nucleotides long. RefSeq names its product sarcoglycan gamma (gene SGCG). Gene Ontology annotation, biological process: heart contraction; cardiac muscle tissue development. The record is from RefSeq and is a predicted model, not a curated record. Gene Ontology annotation, cellular component: sarcolemma; sarcoglycan complex. The coding region runs from base 112 to 918 and encodes 268 amino acids. The transcript has 8 exons. NCBI's taxonomy places the organism in Eukaryota, Metazoa, Chordata, Lepidosauria, Squamata, Phrynosomatidae.
UAUCUUCCACUCUUGAUACAAGUGGAGAAAGUCCUUCUGUCAGACAGAAAGAGUGUGAUCCUAGUUAGUUCAGCAGUUUGUAUUUUUUUUAAAAAAAAAUCUUCCAAGCAGAUGGUACGUGAACAGUAUACUGCAACAACACCAGGUACAAACCUACAGAGGCCAGAAACUCAGUAUGUCUACAAUGUUGGCAUUUAUGGCUGGAGAAAACGUUGCCUUUAUCUAUUUGUCCUCCUCCUCAUCGUCAUCCUAGUUGUGAAUCUUGCUUUGACAAUUUGGAUCCUUAAAGUGAUGUGGUUUUCUUCAAUUGGAAUGGGAUACUUACAUGUUCACAGUGAAGGAGUCCGUCUAGAAGGGGAGUCAGAAUUUUUAUGUCCUUUAUAUGUCAAAGAAGUUCACUCUAGAAAGGAUGAAUCACUGCAUUUGCAGUCUACUCAUAAUGUGAUUUUAAAUGCACGUAAUACUGAUGGGAAUGUCACAGGCAGAUUGCGUGUGGGUCCUGACUUGAUACAUUUUGAUGGUCAGCACUUUCAGAUCAACUCAGUGAACCUGGACAGAAAACCUCUUUUUACAGUGAACGAAGAUGAAGUUACAGUGGGUACAGAUAAACUUCGAAUCACAGGGCCAGAAGGAGCUCUUUGUGAACGCUCUAUAGAAACACCACUUAUUAAAGGUGUUAAGGGUCUGACCAAUGCUAAAGAGCUUAGACAUGAUGGCAAACCAAGUCUUAAUCAUAAAAAUAUGCUUAUGCUUGAUGCAGAGACUUUGCGGCUUCCUAAAUUGCCUCAGGGAACAAAUGGAGAAUCUGACACAGAUCAAGAACUCUAUGAAGUUUGUGUUUGCCUAGAUGGACGGCUGUACUUAGCCCUGGCUGAUGAGGUUUCUAAUUGCCUACCAUACAGUCAUAUUUGCCAAUAAAAGGACUCCAAACAAUUCA